GGUGGGGUGAAAAUGAAACCCCGAAGGGACCAUGGGAAUUAGGCCAUGGUAAUAGUAAGAAAAUAAAUAGACCAAGGUUCACAUAAACCUUAUACUUCCAUCACAUUUCUUUUAACUUCUCCUCGGAUUUAUUAUUGCCAAACUCUUUUGAUUGACGCAAUCUAGGACGUUCAUACUUUGUACAUUUGUGGUGUUUUUCGGCAGAAGAUUCCCCUCAGUCAGUUUGAGAUACAAAUUAGUACACCAUGGAGCAUCAAUUUGAGCCAUUACAGAACGAUCUCAUCCUGAGAACAGCAUGGGGUCAAAAGGUUGAACGUCCGCCAAUGUGGGUGAUGCGUCAAGCUGGACGUUACCUACCCGAAUACCAUGAAGCAAAAGGAAAGAAUGACUUCUUCGAAUGCUGCCGCUCUCCAGAGAUUGCUUCGACAUUAACUCUCCAACCCAUUGAACGUUUUGCCGGACUCGUCGACGCAGCCAUUAUAUUUUCCGAUAUUCUAGUGAUUCCUCAAGCUAUGGGAAUGACUGUAGAGAUGGUUGACAAGAAAGGACCGCAUUUUCCGGAGCCCCUGGAGUCACCUGAGGACGGCCAAUAUGAGCGAGUUUUGAACAAGAAGGUGGAUGUCGCGGCAGAAUUGGACUAUGUUUACAAGGCAAUCACUUUGACCAGACACAAGUUAAAGGGAAGAGUACCAUUGUUUGGAUUCUGUGGUGCUCCAUGGACCCUGUUAUGUUACAUGGUGGAAGGUGGAGGAAGUAAGUUGUUUGUGAAGACCAAGACCUGGGUUUACAGGUAUCCCGAAGCAAGCAAGGCUCUUCUUCAGAAGAUCGCAGAAGUGUGUGUAGAGUAUUUAGCUUUGCAAGUAAAAGCUGGUGCACAGUUGGUUCAAGUUUUCGACUCGUGGGCUGCGGAAUUAUCCCCAUCUUCUUUUAAGGAGUUCUCACGACCAUAUCUUGCCUAUAUAUCGGAGAAUCUACCAAAACGCUUAAAGGAGCUCGGCCUCGAGCAAGUCCCAAUGGUUGUAUUUGCAAAGGGAGCUUGGUAUGCCUUAGAUUCCUUAUGUGAUUUAGGAUAUCAGGUAGUAGGUUUGGACUGGUUACAAGACCCCGCGGAGGCUGUUCGGAUACGAGGAAACCGCCCAGUUGUCUUCCAAGGAAAUGCAGACCCAGGAGUUCUAUAUGGAACUCGUUCCGAAAUCACUCGAGUAGUCGAGGAAAUGGUAAAUGGUUUUGGUGGAGGAAAACAAGGAUGGAUUGCAAAUCUCGGUCAUGGUAUCACGCCAUUCGUCAACCCCGAGGAUUUGAAAUUCUAUUUCCAAGAGAUUCACCGAUUAACCAAGUGAUACCCAAAUCGUUAAGCGUAUUGAUCAUUCCUUGGUGUGGACCCUCUUCUCGACCCCGAUAUCUUCGUUCCUAUGAGAAGUAUUAAGUCAAAGACAGUCUUUUAGGAUUAGAUUGUAUAACAUACCACAAUUCUGGCUUCUCA
This is a messenger RNA of Botrytis cinerea B05.10, 1483 nucleotides long. It is a transcript of the gene Bchem12, whose product is annotated as Bchem12. Gene Ontology annotation, cellular component: cytosol. Gene Ontology annotation, molecular function: uroporphyrinogen decarboxylase activity. NCBI's taxonomy places the organism in Eukaryota, Fungi, Ascomycota, Leotiomycetes, Helotiales, Sclerotiniaceae. Gene Ontology annotation, biological process: heme biosynthetic process. Bases 246 to 1340 code for a protein of 364 amino acids. The record is from RefSeq and is a predicted model, not a curated record. The transcript has 5 exons.